AUGGCUGGGAGAGAAAUUCUCUAUCAUAGAUUGAUUCCAAUAAUCUCCUUCUUGAUUGGAAUUAUCAUUCCUUUGGUUGUUUUGAUUCCUCUUCUACUUUCUCAUCAUCAUUGUUCUCUUACUGGGAGACUUCCUAAUGAAAUCAUGAAGAUUAAUGAACAUGGGCCUUUUGUGGGCUUGGUUGUGUCCAAUUCUGUGGACUUGAGUCUCCUCUUGCAAUCUUCAAGUUUCAAAAAGCUUCAUGAUGUUACACACUUGGAUUUUGGAGGGAGAAGGUUUCACAUUGGACAGAUUGGAAAGCAGAAUGUCACGGUGGUCGCUGCGGGAAGGGGCAUGCUUAAUACAGGCGUUACCACAAAACUGUUAACGAGUUUGUUCAAAAUUAAAGGCGUUAUCAACUGUGGACUGGGUGGGAGUGUGUCGCAUCGACUCCGUAUUGGAGAUGUGGUCGUGCCAUAUCAUUGGGCUCACACAGGGAAUUGGAAUUGGCAGAGGUAUGGGGACGGUCCUCAAAAAUCCUCCAAUCAAAGUUCUGGCAAAUACUGUGAGAGGCCUCAGUACCUUCACUUUGCGGCCUUCAACAAGCCUAGCUCAGCUAACAAUCUUUUGAAUAAUGUGUGGUUUGAGGCUGAGGAUGUAUUUCCCAAAAUUGAGAAACAUAAGCCAGACAAGCAAGUCUUUUGGAUCCCUGCUCACCACCAUUACAUUUCAAUCUCAGGGAAACUAAAGGCUCCACAAGUGAGAUUAGUGAACAGAGGCAGCAGUUCCAAUAUAUUCAUCAAUAAUACAGCCUAUGCCAACUUCUUAUACUCAAGGUUUCAUGCAAGUGUGGUGGACAAAGAAACGGCUGCAGUCUCACUUGUGUGCCUUGAAGAGGAUCUCCCUUUCAUUGCUUUUAGGGCUGUGUCCAACCUUGCAGGUGCUGAGUCUUCCACAAAUAAUGAGGCCUCCACUUUUGCACCCCUUGCAGCCAAAAAUGCAGUUAUGUUUGUCUUGAAAUUCCUCACAUUACUGAAGUAG
Amborella trichopoda is the source of this 1020-nucleotide messenger RNA. NCBI's taxonomy places the organism in Eukaryota, Viridiplantae, Streptophyta, Magnoliopsida, Amborellales, Amborellaceae. The record is from RefSeq and is a predicted model, not a curated record.